GAACUGGCUGGCCUGGUGCCCUCGGCUGCGCACCCUCCUCCUGGUCCUGCUCCUUAUCUACCUCUCCGUGCCCUUCCUCGUCCGCCUCUUCCCAAACCUGCUCACCAAAUUCGUCUUCCUGAACUUCUUGGCCUUCCCCUUCUUCGUGGACCUUCGGCAGCCAGAGCUGCUCCUCAACAACACCAUCAGCCUGUACCUCACCCCUGAGCCGGGCGUCACUGUCGGCCUGUGGCAUACGGUGCCGGGCAGCAGAGGGGCCGAGGCGCGGGGCAAGGACCAGCACUGGUAUGAGGAGGCACUUGCUGAUGCUCACCCCGUGAUCAUCUACCUGCAUGGCAAUGGGGGGACCAGGGCUGCGAACCACCGCAUCCAGUUCUUGAAGACGAUGGGAGCUGCUGACUUCCACAUCCUGGCUCUGGACUACAGAGGCUAUGGGGACUCCAGUGGGCACCCCACGGAGAGCGGCUUCACCACCGAUGUCCUGGCACUCUACGACUGGGCCAAAGCGCGGAGUGGCAACAGCAGCAUCCUCUUCUGGGGACACUCCCUGGGGACAGGGAUUGCCACCAACGCGGCAAGGAAGCUGCAGGAGGAGCAAG
Antrostomus carolinensis (chuck-will's-widow) is the source of this 599-nucleotide messenger RNA. RefSeq names its product monoacylglycerol lipase ABHD12. The annotation marks the transcript as partial. Gene Ontology annotation, cellular component: endoplasmic reticulum membrane. Gene Ontology annotation, molecular function: phosphatidylcholine lysophospholipase A1 activity; monoacylglycerol lipase activity. The record is from RefSeq and is a predicted model, not a curated record. Gene Ontology annotation, biological process: monoacylglycerol catabolic process; phosphatidylserine catabolic process. The transcript has 7 exons. NCBI's taxonomy places the organism in Eukaryota, Metazoa, Chordata, Aves, Caprimulgiformes, Caprimulgidae.